CUCUCCUCUCCUCCUCUCUCCUCCUCCUCCUCCUCCGCGGCUGCGUCAGAACUCAGAUUCUCGUCCUGAGAUCCGCAAGAAGACCCGGAGUACCAGUAACAGUCCGCAGGCUAGAGGCGCUCGCAUUGGUUGUCAGUGGGCAGCAUUCCUUGUUUCUCUGCAGACUUUAACUCCUCUUUCCACCAGAUUGUUUUAUCCACGAAUAAGAAGACCACUUCGCAUCGAGACAUGCAUCCAGCAACAGCCAAGUGGUACGAUAGGAGGGACUCCGUUUUUAUAGAGUUCUGUGUAGCAGACAGCAAAGAUGUUAAAGUCACUUUUGAUAAAACAAAGUUUGGUUUCAGUUGUCUUGGAGGAACUGACAGUGUCAAACAUGAGAAUGAAAUGGACCUUUUUGAAGCCAUCGACGAAAAUGAGUCCAAACAUAAACGCACAGAUCGCUCGGUGUUGGUCUAUUUACGAAAAGCACAGCCGGGGAAGCCAUGGCCGAGGCUAUCAAAAGAGAAGGCUAAGGUGAGUUGGCUCAGUGUCGACUUCAACAACUGGAAAGACUGGGAGGAUGACUCAGAUGAGGAGAUGGGGAACUUCGAUCAAUUCUCAAAUAUCAUGAACAACAUGGGAGGUGAGGAUGAACUCGCUGAUCUAGACGGUCCAGAAGAGGAUGAGUCUGCAGAUAGCGAUGACGAGAAAAUGCCAGAUUUGGAAUAGACAACUGUAAGACUCUGGAAAUAAAAUGGAAGAAAGGAGGGCAGGAGGAAUCAUAACAAAUGUAUAUCUUGAAACUGAAGGCAGUGACAAACAACUGUACAUAUGAGUCAGUAGCCAUAUUUAAAUCCAUAGCCUCAGCUCCAAACUCUUGACCGAUCAGUACACUGAAGGUUGAUAUGCAUGGUAUUGUACAGAGCAGCUAUCUCCACUUCCAUUUGCUGUACUGCACCUUUUGGGCAUCUUGUUUUACUGUUAAAUAUUACAAGUAAGCACACAUUAUUUGUUGGAAAAAAGCUGUGUAGUUGUCCUCAACUGAGCAAUAUGUGAUAACUGAUUUUCAAUUUGUUCCCGAUUAAUUGUGGUUUAAAAUGAUUAGGCCCCACCCAUUUCCAAUGUUGUGGUUUUAAGUCGACCAGUGUAGUUUCUCUUGAUUUAAAAAGACACUAGCAAUUUACAUGGUAAUAAUUAGGUGCAUUUUUUUUUGAUUGGGUUCCUCUAAAGCCUUCCAUUUGCUGUAAAUUAGAUAUCCAGGAAGCCAGUCUUUGUUUCCGUGGCUUAACCUUUCAGCUUACAUGUUUCCCUUUACUUCCUGUUUAAUGUUUGAAAAAUUGGAAUAUUCUGAAAUCAUUGCAGCAUCUUCCCAGUUUGUCACCUACUUUGGUAAUCCGAACAGAUUCCACAUAUUUAGAAUCUUAACAGUUCUUCUUUUCAUACCCACCUAACACACACACACACUCAUGGUAGACCGCAGAAGCAAGGUGAAAUGUUUUGCAACUGAUGACGAGGCUCGAAGCUUAAUUGGGCCUCAGCAUCAUAUGGUGUGUUGCUUUUCUCCAGGUUCUUUCCGUUUGUUCAUCUAGAAUGAUCCUCCCUUCUUGGCGAGGGCGUGUCGGACCGAUACGGCGACGUGUAAUGACCAAAUUAUAUUUGCACUGUCAUUAAAGUGUAAGGGGAGACAAAUAAUGUUGAAUUACAGUGGAAAUUCUUUUUUUAUUGUCUACAUCUUUCUAAUAAACUGUUUAAGAAUCA
Messenger RNA from Anoplopoma fimbria (sablefish), 1737 nucleotides. Its product is annotated as prostaglandin E synthase 3-like. Lineage: Eukaryota; Metazoa; Chordata; Actinopteri; Perciformes; Anoplopomatidae. Bases 229 to 708 code for a protein of 159 amino acids. Gene Ontology annotation, biological process: protein folding; prostaglandin biosynthetic process; chaperone-mediated protein complex assembly. Gene Ontology annotation, molecular function: protein-folding chaperone binding; prostaglandin-E synthase activity; Hsp90 protein binding. The record is from RefSeq and is a predicted model, not a curated record. Gene Ontology annotation, cellular component: nucleus; cytosol. The transcript is spliced from 8 exons.